AUGAGGGUCGUCUCGGCAGGCCUCGGGCUCUGGGCCCUGCUGCUGCUCCAGGCCCCAGGCAGCCUCAGCCUUGACCCCCAGUCCAGAGGGCACCUCUGUCGGACGCGGCCCACGGACCUGGUGUUUGUCGUCGACAGCUCACGAAGUGUGCGGCCCGUGGAGUUUGAGAAGGUGAAGGUGUUCCUGUCCCAGGUCAUUGAGUCGCUGGACGUGGGGCCCAACGCCACCCGGGUGGGCGUGGUCAACUACGCCAGCUCCGUGAAGCACGAGUUCCCGCUGCACGCCCACAGCUCCAAGGUCGCGCUGCUCCAGGCCGUGCGCCGCAUCCAGCCGCUGUCCACGGGCACCAUGACCGGCCUGGCCCUCCAGUUCGCCAUCACCAGGGCCUUCAGCGACGCCGACGGCCGUCGCACCAGGUCCCCCGACAUCAGCAAGGUGGUCAUCGUGGUGACCGACGGGAGGCCCCAGGACAGCGUGAGGGAAGUGUCUGUGCGGGCUCGGGCCAGUGGCAUCGAGCUGUUCGCCAUCGGAGUGGGCCGCGUGGACAAGGCCACGCUGCGGCAGAUGGCCAGCGAUCCGCAGGACGAGCACGUGGACUACGUGGAGAGCUACGGUGUCAUCCAAAAGCUGUCGAAGAAGUUCCAGGAGGCUUUCUGUGUGGUGUCAGACCUGUGUGCCACAGGGGAUCACGACUGUGAGCAGGUGUGCCUCAGCUCCCCGGCCUCCUACACCUGCACCUGCCACGAGGGCUUCACCCUGAACAGCGAUGGCAAGACCUGCAGUGUUUGCAGGGGUGGCAGUGGCAGCUCUGCCACUGACCUGGUCUUUCUCAUCGAUGGAUCUAAGAGCGUGCGGCCAGAGAAUUUCGAGCUGGUGAAGAAAUUCAUCAACCAGAUUGUGGACACGCUGGAUGUGUCGGACAGGCAGGCCCAGGUGGGGCUGGUGCAGUACUCGAGCUCCGUGCGCCAGGAGUUCCCCCUGGGCCGCUUCCACACCAAGAAGGACAUCAAGGCGGCCGUGCGGAACAUGUCCUACAUGGAGAAAGGUACCAUGACCGGGGCGGCCCUCAAGUAUCUCAUCGAUACCUCCUUCGCAGUGUCCAGUGGUGCCAGGCCUGGGGCCCAGAAGGUGGGCAUUGUCUUUACGGAUGGCCGGAGCCAGGACUACAUCAACGAUGCCACCAGGAAGGCCAAGGACCUCGGUUUUGAGAUGUUUGCCGUGGGAGUGGGCAAUGCUGUUGAGGACGAGCUGAGGGAAAUCGCCUCAGAGCCCGUGGCAGAGCACUACUUCUACACGGCUGACUUCAAGUCCAUCAACCAGAUUGGCAUGAAGUUGCAGAAGAAAAUCUGCGUGGAGGAAGACCCGUGUGCCUGUGAGGCCAUUGUGAGAGUCCAAGCCAAAGUGGAGGGGCUGCUGCAGGCCCUGGCCAGGAAACUUGAAGCUGUGAGGAAGCGGCUGGCCGUCCUGGAGAACAGAAUCGUCUAA
Messenger RNA from Fukomys damarensis (Damara mole-rat), 1485 nucleotides. RefSeq names its product matrilin 1 (gene Matn1). Bases 1 to 1485 code for a protein of 494 amino acids. The transcript is spliced from 8 exons. The record is from RefSeq and is a predicted model, not a curated record. NCBI's taxonomy places the organism in Eukaryota, Metazoa, Chordata, Mammalia, Rodentia, Bathyergidae. Gene Ontology annotation, molecular function: calcium ion binding.